AUGGACACAGCAUCCUCGCUCCUCACGUCUCUGCCACUGCCGCUGGCCAUGGACGCGACCUCGCUCUUCCAGUGGGUCGUGCUCUUAACGGCCAUCGCCAUUACCUUUCUCCACGUGGCCCGGUCGCGCCAGGCCGCACCGACGCUCAAGGGUCGCCUGAAGCGGCGCAUGUCGACGCUCGGCUGGGCGACCAAGGAGAGCGAGACCGACUCGAACCGGUCGAUUCCGCUCACGAUCACUGUCCUUGACGGUAUCGUCGCCCGCGAGACGCUCGUUGCGCACUUCCACGAGCGCAUGACGUCGGACAAGGCGUUCUUCUACCGCUUCAUCUCGCGCGUCGACGACGGCAACUUUGUGGUCGACUCGUCGUUUGACGCGGGCCACCAUAUCACCGAGCACGUGCUCGUCGACAACGAGACGCCGCACGAUAUUGCCGAGUCGCUCGCCAACAAGGAGCUCGACCCGUCCCUGCCGCUCUGGGCCAUCACGGUGAUGCACCACGACGACAAGACGUCUAACGAGAGCCUGCCGAUCCAGAACUAG
Saprolegnia parasitica CBS 223.65 is the source of this 543-nucleotide messenger RNA. RefSeq lists its product as hypothetical. The record is from RefSeq and is a predicted model, not a curated record. The transcript has 2 exons. Bases 1 to 543 code for a protein of 180 amino acids. NCBI's taxonomy places the organism in Eukaryota, Oomycota, Saprolegniomycetes, Saprolegniales, Saprolegniaceae.